ACCAAAACCAAAGAAAAAAACGAGUUGCAGAAAUUCCAAAAAUACCACAGACAUAGAUACGACAGAUACUGUGAUUUUCGUGUUUUUAGAAAAUAGGCACUGAAAUACUCGAAAUUUGAUAUCUUCCACCAUUCGCAAUGUUCAGACCGAUAUGCACUAUAGGUCAUAGAAUCUCGCUAGAGAGGGCAUCCAAGGAAUUUGUCAGAAAUAAAGUGGUCCAUCCCGCUUCUAUCCUGAAACCGGCUGAAAAGUUAAAAUUAUACAAUAAAGAGAAUAAAGAUUUGUUCGGGCCGUUAUUGGAAACGAGCAAGCAAAGGAAACAGCGCUUACGGAAGUCAGCUAAAAAUACCGAAGACACACAUCAAAACAGUGCGCGAUCGAGCAAAGUUGCGGACGGUGCAGCGAAAUUCUUGGAAAGUUCAGUGAAAGCUGACGGAAAUGCGAGUUUGAUCAAUCCUGCUCUGCCAGUCGACAUUUUUGCAAGGAAAAUGUGGCAGAAUACAAGGACUUGUGUGAACUUUGUGGGUGUUCUGUUGAACCCUGCAGUUAGAGGGAUCAAGACUUUAGCACCAUGCAGUGCAGCUCGGAGCUCCGCUGCACAACCAGGGUAUUCUAAUGAAGAUAAGAUCCUGCAGAUAAAGUCGUUGCAGAAUGCCACAGCCCAGCAGUACCCUUCCGUUACACUUAUUUUGAAUAAGACUAUGACAGAGGAUUCGAGGAAGGCCUUAGACAAAUGGAAGCAAGAGAGGAUAGCUGAAAUGGGAGUGGAAGAAUUCAAAAGAUUUUAUGAAGCACAAAUGGCAGUUGGCACGAAAUUCCAUAGCACGUUGAAGAAUUACUUCAUGCAGCCGCGAGCCCAACUACAGUUAGAGAAGGAAGUGGAAGGUGUGUGGUCUUCAGUAGGAGAAGUCCUCAAGAACAUAUCGUCACCGAAAGCCAUAGAAUCCAAUGUUGUUCACCCAGUAUUGAAGUACAGAGGAAUAUUCGAUGCUAUUGCUGAUUAUGAAGAUAAACCGACCCUAAUAGAAUGGAAGAAAUCGGACAAACCGCGCAAAUCGAUAACUCUGACCUACGACAACCCAGUUCAGCUUGCAGCUUAUUUCGGAGCUGUCUGCAACGACCCUAAUUACAAGCACUUCAAUGUUAGAGACGCUCUCCUGGUCAUAGCGUAUACUGACGGCUCCAAGGCAGAUGUAUACCACCUGUCAACCGACAAACUAAGGGAACACUGGGCCCAAUGGCUGAUACGACUCGAAGAAUACAUGGAGAAAUACGGCACGCAUUCAGAGAAGACUUUGAAAGGCGGCAAAAGGCUGUUCGAAGAAGAUAUUGGGAAUAUCCAGUAAAAUAAUCAAAGGAUAUUAACAAUCUAUCCAAAAGGGACGAAACUCGAACAAAAAUAAAGAAAUCACACGGCAGAAUGUAAGUGACAUCUGAUUGGUGAGAAAGUCUAGAAUAUUGGAAUUAUCACCGGCCCCCACGCCACGGUGCACGCUGUCGAGUUCGACGCGAUAUGUCGCGGACCAAUAUACGCAGCAUGUGCUGUCUACUUAGAUAAACAUGCAGCGGGGGUUGAAGUUGAUUUUUUUUCGACUGUAAAAAUAAAGUUGUUGGCUAGCAUUUACCCAUGAAUGUUAUUUAAACAUGCUUAAGAGUUAACAAGUGUUUUGCUAUGAGGAUAGACCUUUGCAAUUACAAUUUUUUCCAAAGUUCUCUUUGUGCAGACGAAUUUAGUAACUACCCGACCGCGGCGAGGCAAAAAGGAGGGUUAUGUGUUUGUUGCAUAAGCAUUUAUUAAAAGAAAUUUAUUCUCCUUAAACAUUGUCUUGUAUGUUGAAAUGAAAAUCAAUUAAAAUUAUAGAAAAAGAUGUUGCUUGGAUAAUUAUUUUUUAAUUGUGAAUCAUUGCAUUUUUAUUACAACUAUCGACACGAAUGAUAUUUUAAUAAUGGUGCCUAUUAGGGCGCACACAAACUUAAACUAAUUUUGAAUUGACAGCUUUUAAGCUAGUGCCGUCCUUCACUAACAAUAGGUACAAGAAAGAGAUAAAACUAUUUUUAGUCCUGUAAAAUUAAGUUGGUGAUUGCCAGAAUCAGAUACCUUAGAUGGUCAAUAACUUUGUUAAAAAAAAGUUUGUACAGUGCACUUUGGAAAGAUUUAUUUAUACAUUUAUUGUUACAAACAUUAAUAAUAUGACGUGUGAUGUUUGAAAUAUUCAUGGUUAAUGCUAGCCUUAACAAUUUCUUAUAAACAAAAAUAUAGUUCUAAUUAUGUAAAUUGGCUAAGACUAGACAUUUCUAACUCGGAUAAGGUGUCACAAAGACUGGUUAGUUGUUGUUUGUUAUUUAUGUACUCUAAAACAUCACUCACUACCCAUUCGAGUCAAUAUGACACUUUUCUGAAAAAAUAAAAUAAUACCGGGUUUUUAUCGGGUUAAAAUCAGGGACAGGAGUCUCCGAUGUUAGCGCGGUAAAAACCCGGUAAGUAUUGUGUUGUAAUUAUUAUAAUUACCGCUUACACCUCAAACAAUGUGUAAGGGUUAUAUGCCUCAGUGUAUCAGGAAAAAUGACAGGGGCCUUAACGGCUAAACAGUAACCCUGGGAUCAGGGUUGUGGAUCGAUUGACUUCACAACCCAUACGAGAAAAGAAGAAUCCAAAUGGUUCGUGUAAUAUUACAUAUAUGGUCCUGCUCGCCAGUUAUGCCACUUGAACUUGUCUUGACGCGCUACCGUGUGUCUAGAUCUGAAAAAGGGAUAGCGGAAAUCUCCCACAGACUCUGAUACAAAAUAACAUGACAAUGGUCGGGGCUGUUUGACACAGAAAACUCAUAAUUUUGGGACAAAAUUACACAAGGGCAUAGAAUAAAGGAUAAUAUUACGCGUCAAUUCGCAUCGGGCACCGACCUUGCCCCUCUGGAUCUUUGUUUUUAAAUGGCCGUUAGCCACUAAGGAGUAAGGAGAGCAUGUGGACUGUACUUCCGUCUCGCUCGCACCGCGUAAGGCUGCGCACUGUUAGAAUGAGAUUUUUGUACGGAGUGUCCAGGAUGUGACUAGUUAUACUAGUUAUAAAGCAAGUAUCAAGUUGACUCGAACGAGUAGUAUAUCUAUAAUGUCACUUAGUGAAAACCACACCUUCAAAUGUGAUCUUUGUUAACGAAACCCGAACAAGGUAUUUUCAAUCCAAGUAAAAAAUUGUGGUAUGAAUUUUUACCCGAAUUCAUAGUAAUUGGAAGAAAUCGAGGAAGAAAGAAAUUUGUAUGUAGGUAUGUCUACCUAUCUACAGUAUGAUAUACUGCAUGUCUCCUUGUCUCGAGAUAAGCUUACCUGUAUUGUCUGUUUUCUUUGUAUGUUCUAUUGUGUACAAAUAAGAAAAAUCACAUCAGCGGGCCUAGCACCGUAACACGCGACUCUUUCUCGCCGCGACAGAGAUCGUCUGUCUCUUUCUGUGCAGUACUGUAAGAGAGUGACGGGUGACGUAUGUCCAGGCGAGAAAGAGUCACGCGCUUACGGUGCUAAGCAACAGAAUAUGAUUUUUCAAAAAGGCGCUUACCUGGUUUUCGCUAUGAGGGGAUUUGUUAAAAUCAUCACUUGUUGUCUAUUAUACAAGUAUGUAAAACACUUAAGGAUUGGAACCCUAAGGUCAUAGAGUAGACUUGACUAUGUCUAAUUAUUUAAUAUGCAACUAUAUUCUUUAUGGUCGUAAGUUAAGUCCAAAAGCCAUUUCAAAUCAAAAUCGCAUUGUUUAACUAUUAUGUCUAGAAAUUUGGGCCUUACGAGGUAAUUCUUAAAUCUUAAUUUGUAAUAGUUUAUAUGGUACAUUUUAGGUUUACUAUAUUACUCUGUAAUAGACUUGAAUUGGCUAGUUAUUACACUAUUAAUAAUAUGUGCUAAUUAAGAGAUAUGUACAAUACACCAGAAACAAUUUAUUAGGGUUAUUUAUGUUAUUGAAAAGCUUCUAGAAAGUACUUUGAGGUAAUGAAUUCAAAAGACACACACCUUAAUAAUACCAGCUAACAUUAAUUAUCUAACAAUACCGUACGCUCAUGUCCAAGAAUAAUGUGUAAGUAUACCUACUUAAGACCCUAUCGCAUUAACAUAUUUGUUUGACGUUUAGCGAGAGUGUUUCAAUUCGCCAAACAAAGUAAUGGGACAUGGUUCUAAAGUUUACAUUAAUAUUGUUAGACAUGACCGUGCAUUGUUCUUUUUUAAAGUAGUUUAUCUAAUUUAAUAUUAAAGCCAAAUAACAUUAAAUACUAGUCAAUGUAUAUUUUGCCGUAGUAGAAUUCCUAAAUUCAGCACAGAUUCAACAUUGAGUAUCAAACACUGUCGAAUGAAACUCAUUUCUUGGAAUAAAAUAAUUAAUUACGAUUAUAUUCAAAAAUAGAACAAGAAAAAAUAUAUUUUUAAAUAUUCAAAGGUUACAUUGGAACAGUAGCAUUUAUUUCCAAUUCAUACUGUACCUUAUGCUCUUGCAACAAGGAUUCUAAUCCUAUCACUACAUUGUUUAAGAUUUUUUGCUUGUUAAAUUAUAAGCACUUGUUGAUUUGAUAAUUUCUUUUUUUAAUAGUUAGGAACUUUUCCAUUUAGUUUUUAUAUUUUAUUAUUUUAUAAAAGUGUUGUAAAUAGGUUUUUUGAUGGGCUUCGAUUGUAAAACUAUUAUACUUGGUUAUUUUGAUUUCUUGAAGGUUGAUGCCCUUCAAAAAUUUACAUAAAAGCUUUUCUUACUGUAAUCUCCUAGAUUAAUCCUGUAAGGUUUUAUUAAGUUUGUAUCGUUAGGAUUGUCUUGUACCUAAUAAAUAUUUAGAAUUAUU
Molecule: messenger RNA, 4808 nt
Organism: Pectinophora gossypiella (pink bollworm)
Lineage: Eukaryota; Metazoa; Arthropoda; Insecta; Lepidoptera; Gelechiidae
Exons: 5
Coding region: 138-1346 (402 amino acids)
Biological process (GO): mitochondrial DNA replication
Cellular component (GO): mitochondrion
Molecular function (GO): single-stranded DNA exodeoxyribonuclease activity
Source: RefSeq, a predicted model, not a curated record